AUGUCGACGCCGAGUGCCGACUCUGGCAGCCCUAAGGCCGCUGAGACACUUGACAUUGAGCGCCAGGGGGCUCCAGUGCCAGCGCACUACGUAAAACCAAAGACACUUGGUGCCGGUUCAGCUCUGGCCCUCGGCGCCUUCGGUACAACCUUGACGACCCUUUCACUAGCCCUGAUGGAAUGGCGCAGCGUCAAAACGACGAACGCCUUUGUCGCGAACUUUUUCUUCAUCGCCGCCUUCGGACUGGUGGUUACUGCGCAGUGGGAGCUGAGUAUCGGAAAUGGGUUCGCGUACACGGUGUUCAGCGCAUUUGGUCUCUUCUACGCCGGCUACGGCGCCCUCCUAACACCCGCGUUUGGGGUGGCGCAAGCCUACGGGGGCAUAGAUACAGUGGAGUACAAUAACGCCGUUGGCUUCUUCAUGAUCUUGUGGACCGUGUUCGUGUUUACUUUCCUAAUUGCUUCGCUGCCGAGCAACAUUGCAUACAUUCUGGUGUUCCUCUUUGUCGAUCUGGGGUUCUUGACAGUCGCUGCAAGUUACUUUGCUCUGGCUGACGGGCAUGCUGAGUCGGCGAUUGCCUUGCAAAAGGCCGGGGGUGCGUUCUGCUUCGUGGCGGGUCUAAUCGGGUGGUACAUUGUCUUUCAUUUGCUGCUGCAGGACUCGCUGCUGGAUUUGCCGUUGGGAGAUACGAGUAGGUUCUUUGGGAAAAGGAAGGAGAAGGGCGUGUAG
Molecule: messenger RNA, 729 nt
Organism: Aspergillus nidulans FGSC A4
Lineage: Eukaryota; Fungi; Ascomycota; Eurotiomycetes; Eurotiales; Aspergillaceae
Exons: 3
Coding region: 1-729 (242 amino acids)
Biological process (GO): transmembrane transport
Cellular component (GO): membrane
Source: RefSeq, a predicted model, not a curated record